Molecule: messenger RNA, 1595 nt
Organism: Cuscuta europaea
Lineage: Eukaryota; Viridiplantae; Streptophyta; Magnoliopsida; Solanales; Convolvulaceae
Source: the annotation of a GenBank genome assembly
CGAUAUUUUGAGAAUUAAUAAGGAGUAUAUCGGGUAUUAAUUAAUAUUCAGCCAUUUUUUGUUUCUGAAUUAUGACUCAAGCAAAGCUGAGAAUCUCUUUGCUCGCACUUGCUGUCAUCAAUCAUACAGAGUAUCAUUUCCGGCGAUCAGACCGGUUGGAGAAGGUCGUUUCCGGCGAGUUUUGUGCUAUGCUCGAACGAGAUUAUUAAUUAGUUGCAGUCCCACUGGAGAUACGACAUCUGAAACAAAAGCAGAUGAUACUGUUGCAGUCCCACUCCAGAUACCUCCUUCAGAUCUUGUCUACACGCGCUCAAAAUCUUGAUAAGGGUGUUGAACUUGAUUGCCAAUGGGUUGAAUUUGGUGAUAUUCGGUUCCAUAUCCAGGCUUCAAUGAGGAAUUCAAAUAUCUUGCUACUUUCAAUGUCUUUACCAAUACCUCCUCCUGAAACUGUAUUCUUCGGGGGACUUCCUCUUGGAGCAAUAGAAGCCAUAAAGGCUAGAUAUGGAGUGGUUGCACAAAUUCUAGAUCCUCCAAGAGAUGGAUUUAAUCUCACAUUGAAAUUGAAUUUGUCCAAACUUCCUCCAGAUGAAGAUCACAAACAUCAUCUGUUGGUAAGUAUUGCAGCUGUAAGGGAAGUGGUAAUGGGGGCCCCAUUAAGAGCAAUUCUGAAUGCUCUAGCUCUGAGGACAGUUCCUUCUGAUUCAGAGAAGGUUAUUGCUCUUGUUCAUCGGCCAAAUGAGUGUUUCCUCCUCUUACCCCAGGCAGAGAAAGUAACUGUGAUAUUUCCGAUGAGGUUCAAUGACUCUAUAGAUACCAUUCUUGCUACGUCUUUCCUACAGGAAUUUGUGGAGGCAAGGCGAACUGCUGGACUACACAAUGCCCCUCCCUGUUUUUGGUCCCCUUCUCUUCCUCAAGAGCUGGAAGGUGUUGUUAAUGAGGCAUUGACAGCUAAUGCUGGAUAUUUCAGUUUUGUCAUUUUCCCACGUCAUGUGGAAGGACAGAAACUGGACAGGACUGUCUGGAAUCUCUCAAGCUUUCAUGCUUAUGUGAAUUAUCAUGUUAAGUGUUCAGAGGGUUUCAUGCAUACUCGGAUGAGGCGUCGGGUGGAAUCACUUAUACAAGCUCUUGACCGUGCCAAGCCAGAUGCUGAAAAGCAAAAGGAAAGUUCUUCGCAAAACAGAUCGUUUAAACAAUUGAGCCUUAACGAUGGCAAGAGUGGUCUGAUUUCACGGAGAUGAGGGGCAGCAUCCAAACAAUGAAGUUUCUUAGUACUGCCUGAUAAAAUUUCUUCAUUGUUUCUUUCCAUGUAUUUUGGUGUAGAAACUCAGAAAUCAAAAUAUAGUUCAUGACAAUAACCUUUUUAUUUGCCCAUAAAUUUUGCCCAAGACGCUCUAAUUAAAUGACCCAGUGCCUAGAAAUCCCUCUAUUUAUAGGACCCCACCCCCCUUUUCCUAUUUAUAGGACUUACCUCCAUUUGAAGGAUGCUUUUUCUUCUCUACACACCCACUUCUCUCUAGAAUAACUUAAUAGUCCAUUAAUGGAAGCUUCUUAUACAAUGUAAAUGGUGAAGAAAGACUAAUAAAAUGAGAGUGACU